Molecule: messenger RNA, 825 nt
Organism: Geodia barretti
Lineage: Eukaryota; Metazoa; Porifera; Demospongiae; Tetractinellida; Geodiidae
Source: the annotation of a GenBank genome assembly
AUGCUGACGGGAGUGGCCCUGAUGGCGCUGCUUACCUGGAGGGGAAGAAGCAUCGGACAUAAGCUGUUAUUGGGGGGAAUAGCGAUCGUCCUCCUGGUGUUUUGCGGCCUGGGGUAUCUCUCCUUCGGCAUUUUAUACCUGCCCUCGGCCCUGGCGCUGCUGGUUGCCGUAGUUGCAUUCAGCAUUCUGAGCGGGCCUGGGAAAGAGCAACCUCAACAGUCGGGUGGAGUGAGGAUGGCGGGCAAAUUUUACCAGGUCAUGCGCAUAUCCAGCUUCGUUUCUCAUGCCCUGGCGUGGGCCGUCUACCUGGUUGUGUCUUUCGGCUUUGUGGUCUGGCCUGCCUUGCGGGACGGUUAUGGCGAGGAUUUGAAAGUGCUGGCGACGGUAUUUGCGCCGGUGGCGAUUAGCGGCCUCGGUUGGUUAACCGUUCUCACCCAAGGCCGCCGGGCCACUGGCAAGCCGGUACCAAGGACAGUGGCGGUCUUUCUCGCCGUGUUUUGUGUUCUGGCAAUUUUCGCCGUCGCUCUCAUUUACCUGCCCAUAUUGGUCAAACUGGUAAUCGGGAUAAUCGUUGGUUCUUACCUGGUUGUUCUGGCGCUGGAUGUCGGAUGGGCGGGACGGUCUUUAUUGCUGGGGAUUGCGGCAGUCUUGCUUUUGGGGUUCGGCGUAUUAGCCGGCUUUUCGGUAGGGUUCUUUUCUUCCGACAGCCUUGGCGAUGGUGGUCGCGGCGCUGGUGAGCCUGGUUGUCAGGUCGUCGCCAGAGACCCAACAGCCCCAGUAGUAUCAGCCUUCGAAAUCUAUGGGGAAAGCAUUUCCUUUCGUUGA